AUGGCGGCGACAACGGCAGCGGCGGCGGCCGCACGCACCUAUGACGUGAUUGUCUAUGGCGCGACUGGUUUUACUGGGUUUUUGGUGGCCGAAUAUUUGGCGGAGCGGUAUGCGGGUCAGAUCACCUGGGCCGUGGCGGGCCGGAACAAGACCAAGCUGGAGGAGGUGCGCAGCAAGCUGGUGACGGCAAACCCUAGCAAGCGCGAUCAUUUGGCCCAGCUGCCGAUUUUGGUGGCAGAUAGCAGCGAUGGUGCAGCCCUGCAUGCCAUCGCGCGCCAGACCCGCGUGCUACUCAGCACCGUCGGCCCGUUCUGGAAGUUUGGUUCUCAGGUUGUGGAGGCCUGCGCCACCGAAGGAACGGAUUACGUGGACAUCACUGGCGAGAUUCCGUGGGUGGCCAUCAUGAAGCAACAAUACCAGGAGGCCGCUGUCAAGUCGGGCGCCAAGAUUGUCUCGCUAUGUGGCUUUGAUUCGAUUCCAAGUGAUCUGGGCACCAUGCGCGCCGUCGAAGCAUAUCGAGCUGCGCAUGCGGGUGCCAACCCCCAGCGAGUCGACACCUUUGUGACCAAGCUCAAGGGCGGCGUCUCCGGUGGAACGGCACAGAGCUUCAUCAACAUGUUUGAGCGUAGCAGUGACGAGUUUGCACAGAUGCGCAAGGCGAUUGGCAGUCCUUAUGCCAUGGUGGACCCCGAGGAUCGACCCAAGCAACGGCAGCCAGAUGUUGGAGAGGCUGGUGUGACGACGAUCAAGGUGACGGGCAACAAGGACCCAGGCUAUGGGAUGACGGCCCGCAUGGUGGCCGAGAGCGCCCUGUGUCUCGCACGGGAUCGAGCUACUCUUCCCGACCGCGCGGGCUUCCUGACAACGGCCUUUCUGUGCUACGACCUCUUUUGUACCAUCAGCACCAUGUCCUCCGACCUUGCUUCCCUCGUUGCCCGCCUCGAAAAGGUGGCCGAUCGUCUCGAACAGUCGGGCGGUGCCUCGGCCGCCAAGUCGGCGUCGGCACCAGCUGCUUCUGCUGGCAAUGCCGGCGGAGACAGUGGCACGCCUUCGCUCGAUGCCUUUGAUGAGAUUGUGAAUGGCUCUGUGGCCAGCUUUGUCGCCCAGGGCAAGGCCAUCGGCGGUGAUGUGGCUACCAUUGUGGACAAGGUUGAGCAGGCUUUUGCGGCUCAGCGCGCCUUUUUGGAGGUCGCGACCAAGGCCAAGCAGCCCGAUCAAGUGCAGCUGGGCUCGCUCCUCAAGCCCACCUCGGGUGUCAUCACGGACAUUGUUCAGUUUCGUGAGGGCAACCGCCGUAGCCCACAGUUUGACCAUCUGUCCGCCGUCAGUGAGGGCAUUCCUGCUCUCGGCUGGGUCACGAUUGCCCCCAAGCCUGCACCCUACGUGAAGGAGAUGUCCGAUGCCGCCAACUUUUACGUGAUUCGCGUCCUCAAGAACUUCAAGGACUCAGAUCCCAAGCAAGCCGAAUGGGCCAAGACCUGGUUGGCUGCCCUCGGCGAGCUCCAGCAAUUUGUCAAGCAGUAUCAUACCACCGGGCUCGUCUGGAACCCCAAUGGUGUGGACGCCUCGAGUGUGCAAGGUGCCGCGGCCCCCGCUAAGCCUACUCAGGCAGCGGCGGCGCCUGCCCCGAGCAAGCCUGCCCCCGCGGCGGCGCCCGGAAGCGAUGCCCGCGGUGGCCUCUUUGCAGAGCUGUCCAAGGGUGGCGCCAUUACCUCUGGCCUGAAGAAGGUCGAGAAAUCCCAAAUGACCCAUAAGAACCCGGCCCUGCGCGCAUCCUCAGUCGUCACGGAGACGGAGAAGAAGCCUGCAGCUGCCCCUGCCAAGAAGUAUGGCGCAGCCGCUGCGGCUCCCAAGGAGCCCGUUUUUGAGCUGGCCGGUAAGAAGUGGGUCAUUGAGCACCAGCGCGGCAACCACAACCUGGUCAUUGACGACUGCAACAACAAGCAAACAGCCUACAUCUACAAGUGCGAGGAUUGCACCAUCCAGAUCAAGGGCAAGAUCAACUCGAUCUCAGUUGACGGUUGCAAGAAGAUUGGUAUCGUCUUUGACACGGUUGUGGCCGCGUUCGAGGUGGUCAACACCCAGCGCGUGCAGAUCCAGGUCACGGGCAAGGUGGCCACCAUCAGCAUUGACAAGACUGAUGGCGCACAGGUCUACCUCAGCAAGGAUUCGCUUGACGCCCAGAUUGUGACGGCCAAGUCGUCUGAGCUCAACGUUUCCGUUCCCAAGGAUGACGGUGAUUUUGUCGAGUUUCCUCUUCCCGAGCAGUACAAGAGCGUGUACGAUGGCUCCAAGUUUGUCACCGAGGCAACUGACAUUGCCGGUUAA
This is a messenger RNA of Monosiga brevicollis MX1, 2328 nucleotides long. RefSeq lists its product as uncharacterized. Bases 1 to 2328 code for a protein of 775 amino acids. Gene Ontology annotation, molecular function: adenylate cyclase binding; actin binding. The transcript is spliced from 12 exons. Gene Ontology annotation, biological process: cytoskeleton organization; regulation of adenylate cyclase activity; cell morphogenesis. Gene Ontology annotation, cellular component: cytoplasm. Lineage: Eukaryota; Choanoflagellata; Craspedida; Salpingoecidae. The record is from RefSeq and is a predicted model, not a curated record.